CCAAGGAAGGUCUGUCAAACAUUGGGCUUUUUUCGGUCAUGCCUAAACGCAGCGCAUAUGGUACCUGCCACUCGGAUACGAGAUAUCCAGAAAGAUUGGAGGGUGGUGUCUGUUUUUUCCCCUUCCCCAAACCCAAAACCCAACAUGAGAGAUGCCUUCAGUGGAUUAAACUAUGUGGGAGACCGCAUAGUCAGCUCAACCCAACGAAAACAAAUAAAAAUACCUACAUCUGCUCCAAGCAUUUCGUAAAUGGGAGACCAACUCCGGAUUAUCCAAAUCCCGUCAGCAUAGCAACACCAGGCCAAACCAGAGACCUUGGAGGCUGCAGAAAGCCCCCAGCUAAACGAUGGAAAAGUGAUGGUCAGUCCUCCAUCUCCCUCACUACUGAUGAAGAAGAAGAGAACAAUGCUAGUGACAAAGAGAAUCUUCAGAGUCCAGAGUCUGAACACCAGGAUACCCUGGAACAACAAGAACAAUUGGAGAGAGUGAAGAAGUUAGAGGAAGAGAAUGAAAAGUUAAGGGAGAAAUUGGAUUUAAAAGAAAAAGAGAUUGUAAGGUUGACAGUACACGUACACACACUCCGAAACAAGAUGGUAACACCUGAACUGCUACAAGACAAUCAUAGUCCUAAAAUGUUCCAAAACAGCACUGGUUUUACAUAUGACCGCUUUAAUCAGUUAAUUAAGCCCUAUUUGGCAUUCCAAAAGAUCCUCUGUGCAGUCUACCGAAAAGUCCCAUAG
Messenger RNA from Alosa alosa (allis shad), 740 nucleotides. RefSeq lists its product as uncharacterized. The record is from RefSeq and is a predicted model, not a curated record. The coding region runs from base 39 to 740 and encodes 233 amino acids. Lineage: Eukaryota; Metazoa; Chordata; Actinopteri; Clupeiformes; Clupeidae. The transcript has 4 exons.